AUGGCCUCGGAGGAGGCAACUACUCAGAGGCCAGAGAAGCCUAAGGAGCCUCGGGGCAAGGAGAAAGUCUCUGAGGAGACUAAGAAGAGGAAGCUGGUGCACAUCUCCAGCUCAGCUGGCAAGUUUGGGACCUCAGUGUCCCAUAGAGCUGAACAGACUGGAGAGCCGAAGCUUUUUGCUGUAGCCUCUAAAGCCAUCAAAAUGGAGAUGGUAAGAGAGGUAGAGGCUGAAGAGGCCAGAAAAGAGGCUGCGAGGCAAGCUGCAGAAGCCGCUGAAGAGGAGGCGGCAAAGGAGAAGCCGGUUCGGGAGAAGGGGAAGACCCACGCCUCGGAGGGGAAAGCUGCCUCCCUUGCAGAGGAGGUUAAAGCUGCUAAGGCUGAGGCUGAAGAAGCCAGAUCCCAAAAAGUUGAAGAGGCGGUGAAGCUGGAGUCUGCUUUGGCCCAAAUUGAGGCCCUGAAGAAGGAAGUAUAUGAGUCACAGUGCGAGGUGACUGCUGAGGCCCUUGAGAAGGCGAAUCUUUCCUUGGCCGGUGCUCGAGAUGCUUAUCAGUUUCUUGAAGGCCAGGCGAAGUGGUACAUGAACGACGCCUCUGUUGCCAGAGAAGAGGCCCGAACUGCAGCAGAAGAGGCGGUGAAGGAAUACAUCGCCAAUUUCCACACUACAGAGGAGUAUAAAAGCUUCAGCGCGUACUGGAGGAACUUCGCCUAUGCCGAAGUGCUGGAGAGGGCAGAGGAGCUCUAUCCCAACUUGGACCUGGCUCAACUUAGGUCCGAGUUUGUGGAUGAGGUACCUCAGACGCCAGCUGAGGAGGUCUAG
Molecule: messenger RNA, 816 nt
Organism: Olea europaea var. sylvestris
Lineage: Eukaryota; Viridiplantae; Streptophyta; Magnoliopsida; Lamiales; Oleaceae
Product: translation initiation factor IF-2-like
Exons: 3
Coding region: 1-816 (271 amino acids)
Source: RefSeq, a predicted model, not a curated record